UCGCUAGUUUUGCAGCAGGUCGCGCGGUUGCCACUUCCUGUGCGCGUGCAUCAAGUGAAAGAGAAGUUUCUCGUCCACACAGAAACAGUGACAAGCAAUCUUCAAGAUGUCUGCUGGAAACGCUAAGAUCGGUCAGCCUGCUCCUCAGUUCAAGGCCACAGCAGUGGUAGAUGGACAGUUUAAAGACAUUCAGCUCUCAGACUACAGAGGGAAGUAUGUUGUGUUGUUCUUCUACCCCCUUGAUUUCACCUUCGUGUGUCCCACCGAAAUCAUCGCGUUCAGCGAGCGGGCGGCCGAGUUUCGUAAGAUUGGCGUGGAGCUCAUCGCGGCCUCCACAGACUCCCAUUUCAGCCAUCUAGCAUGGAUCAACACACCCCGGAAGCAGGGUGGCCUUGGCUCCAUGAACAUCCCGCUGGUGGCCGACCUGACGCAGUCCAUCUCCCGCGAUUAUGGUGUCCUGAAGGAGGAUGAGGGCAUCGCCUACAGAGGUCUGUUUGUGAUUGAUGAUAAGGGCAUCUUGAGGCAGAUCACCAUCAAUGACUUGCCAGUGGGCCGAUCUGUGGACGAGACUCUUCGACUGGUGCAGGCCUUCCAGCACACUGACAAAUACGGAGAGGUUUGUCCUGCUGGAUGGAAGCCAGGAAGUGACACCAUUAUUCCCGACGUGCAGAAGAGCAAGGAGUUUUUCUCCAAGCAGUAACAGUCUCCAUUUCUGCAUUUGCUGGGCUGUUAAAGCACUUAACUUCAGCCUGAGGGGUCUUGAAAAGUUGAUUUAGCCAUCGUAACAAACACUUGACAGGUUAAAUGCACCAGUUAGUCUGAUUUCUGUCUGUCUGAUGUAGCUGUUUCAGCCAUGCACUGAAAUAUCUGUAGUUUGUGUUCAGCUAGUUAGUCUGCAUUGCAUAUUUGGUACUCUGUAAACAUAGUUGGAUUUAAAUUCUCUCAAGUUGUUAGCAUUCUGCUGAUUUUUGUCAAUAUCUCUGUUAAAUAAACAGGCUGUUAUUACUAAA
Messenger RNA from Danio aesculapii, 1010 nucleotides. It is a transcript of the gene prdx2, whose product is annotated as peroxiredoxin 2. Gene Ontology annotation, molecular function: thioredoxin peroxidase activity. Gene Ontology annotation, biological process: cellular response to stress; hydrogen peroxide catabolic process; response to oxidative stress. Gene Ontology annotation, cellular component: cytosol. Lineage: Eukaryota; Metazoa; Chordata; Actinopteri; Cypriniformes; Danionidae. The transcript has 6 exons. The record is from RefSeq and is a predicted model, not a curated record. The coding region runs from base 107 to 700 and encodes 197 amino acids.